Messenger RNA from Procambarus clarkii (red swamp crayfish), 2146 nucleotides. It is a transcript of the gene Pisd, whose product is annotated as phosphatidylserine decarboxylase. Gene Ontology annotation, molecular function: phosphatidylserine decarboxylase activity. Gene Ontology annotation, biological process: phosphatidylethanolamine biosynthetic process. Lineage: Eukaryota; Metazoa; Arthropoda; Malacostraca; Decapoda; Cambaridae. The record is from RefSeq and is a predicted model, not a curated record. Gene Ontology annotation, cellular component: mitochondrion.
UCAGAUUUAUUUAUUUAUUUAUUUAUUUUAUUUAUAUAUAUACAAGAAGGUACAUUGGGUUUGUGAGAAUACAUUGGAUAGUACAGUAUUUACAUUCUUGUAAAGCCACUAGUACUCGCAGCGUUUCGGGCAGAUCACACUUACCUGGAGACGGCGCUGUAGGACAGCCUGAGAGAAGAGAGAUGAGAGAUGUUGCCGUGAUGCGGGCACCGUCUGGGGUCACGGGAAGGUUGAUAAGAUUUCUGUGUGUACUGGGUGGGUCACGGGGAUCAUCUCCCGUCACGCAGGGUGCAGCCGCACCUCCACAGAUCUCCAAUAUCAUCUGUUGAUACUGUGUUUUUUGACACGAACAUUAUGGCCCAAUCAAGUUUAAAGCAGUAUCUCCGCACCCUUCGCUGGACUCCCUUACCUGUUGGUGUUGGUCUAGCACUAAUUGCAUUCCAACAGUACAGACACACUCGGAAGAGGGAAGCGGCAAAACUUGGUCAGUUGGAACCAUGUAACUGCUUGGCUGAUGAAUGGGAAGUUGAAGCUUACAAGCUUCUACCUCUUCGAUCAUUCUCAAGAGCCUGGGGAUGGGUAAAUGGACUUGAAUUACCUGAAUGGUCUAGGAAGUCUGUACUUGGUCUCUAUGUUCGAACCUUUGGUUGUAACAUGGCUGAGGCAGAAGUAGAAGAUCUUGGUAAAUACAAGUGCCUCUCGGAGCUCUUCCGACGCUCGCUAAAAGAUGGGUUGCGUCCAGUAGAUGCUUCUGCCUGUGUGGUGAGCCCAGUUGAUGGCAGGAUUUUGUCUUUUGGUGCUGUUAGCUGUGGAACUCUGGAUCAAGUUAAGGGUGUGUCAUAUCCUUUACGAAAGUUUCUUGGUCCCAAUUGUUGGAGUGAGGGAGGGCCCAUGGUGGUGAAUAAGGAUGAUGAUGACUGUUUCCACCGUACGUGCCUCAGAGAUUGUGAUACUAACAUGCUUUACCAGUGUGUUAUCUACCUAGCUCCUGGUGACUACCACCGUUUCCACUCUUGUGCUGAUUGGAAAGUGAUAUUUCGGCGGCACUUUCCUGGAGAACUAUUAAGUGUAAAUCCAAAUAUUGCAGCAUGGGUGAGGAACCUGUUUAUUCUAAAUGAAAGAGUCAGUUAUGUAGGACAGUGGAAGCAUGGGUUCUUUUCCAUGACAGCAGUUGGUGCUACUAAUGUUGGGUCUAUUAAAGUGUAUUUUGAUGAAGAACUCAGAACCAACGAGAAAAAAUUGAACAAAAGUUUUCACGAUAAGCAUUUUAAAGAUAAACCAAUUGAGCUAUCCAGAGGUGGUGAGUUUGGGGAGUUUAAUUUAGGUUCUACCAUUGUACUUGUCUUUGAAGCUCCUAAAGAUACUAUAAUAAUGGUUGAUAUUGGACAAAAGGUUAGAAUGGGUCAGGCAUUAUUCAGAAUACCAAAUUCAUAUGUAGGAAAAGCGAGAACAGAAAUUGCUCAUCCAGGUCCACAAAGGUAGACUUGCUUUAAGCACAAUGUAAUUGCUAUAAUAAGUUUUAAAAAUCAAAUUCAUGGAGAAAUAUAAUUUUCAGAGACAUCUCUAUGAAGGAGAAUAUUUUGUUGAUAAUAUUAUUUAUGAUAUUAUAGAAUCAAAAUAUUUUGGUGGACAAACGGUGCAACUUUCAGAAGCUGAGGCUAGUCAGAUUUUAGUAAAAUGCAAUGCGACUCCUGCAAGUCGAAGUUACUAAGAUGUUGCAGAAUUACUAUUGUUACAAAUGAUGCCAUAUUUUUGUCUUUACAGUAUUAUCUUUACUGUAUAUGGAUUGUAUUUUACUUUUUUUUACAAAACAUUAAUUUGUGCAGUUAUUUGGGAUGGGGGACUGAUAUACCAUGCUGUAAAUAUGAUUUAUUUUUCCAUCUACUUACUGUACUGUUAAAUUAACAAUAACAAAAAUAUUAGAAGGUGACCAUAAUUAUAUUCAUCUACUAAAAUGUUUCAGCUGUAAGAGUAAGCUAAAAUUUGCUGUUCACAAUUCAAUUACAGUUUAUAUUGUCAAAAGUCGAGCUCAACCUAUUUGCUCAUGACAUUUUGUUGUGUGAACCAACAAAUCAUUAACAUUGUAUUUGUAAUUUAAUGGAUAACCAGUACUGUACAGUAUAAAAAAUAAAUAAUUAUUUAGAAA